Pungitius pungitius (ninespine stickleback) is the source of this 2140-nucleotide messenger RNA. It is a transcript of the gene elovl7a, whose product is annotated as ELOVL fatty acid elongase 7a. Gene Ontology annotation, cellular component: endoplasmic reticulum; endoplasmic reticulum membrane. Gene Ontology annotation, molecular function: fatty acid elongase activity. NCBI's taxonomy places the organism in Eukaryota, Metazoa, Chordata, Actinopteri, Perciformes, Gasterosteidae. The transcript has 8 exons. The coding region runs from base 153 to 1037 and encodes 294 amino acids. The record is from RefSeq and is a predicted model, not a curated record. Gene Ontology annotation, biological process: very long-chain fatty acid biosynthetic process; fatty acid elongation, monounsaturated fatty acid; sphingolipid biosynthetic process.
CGCCGUGAGAAGAGUAGAAGGCACACCUGUUGGCCAUCGGCAGGUGAGCCGACCCCUUUGGAUUUAGACCACUUGACGCUUUUACGAGGAUUUUCAUCGACUGACGUCUGCAAACAAAAAACAUUCCACGUCGCAAACAUCUUUCCUGAAAAAUGGAACUUGCUUAUCUAAAAUCCUCAGCCGCACUCAUUUAUGAUGGGUUCCUACAAAAUGCAGACAGGCGGACAGCGAGCUGGUUCCUUAUGUCCUCUCCUCUGCCCCAAACCAUCGUCAUCGCAAUGUACAUUUACUUCGUCCACUCGCUGGGGCCUCGGCUCAUGGAGAACCGCAAAGCCUUGGACCUCAGAGGAGUCCUCAUUGUCUACAAUUUUGGCGUCGUGGCUCUCUCGCUCUACAUGUGCUACGAGUUUGUGAUGUCAGGAUGGGGAACCGGGUACACUUUCCACUGCGACCCAGUAGACUACUCUGAUUCUCCUCAGGGCUUGAGGAUGGCAGCAACUUGCUGGCUUUACUACUUCUCGAAGUUCAUAGAGAUGUUGGAUACGAUCUUCUUUGUGCUGAGGAAGAGGAAUAGUCAGGUGACAUUUCUUCACGUCUAUCAUCACUCGGUCAUGCCCUUCACCUGGUGGUUUGGUGUUCGUUUCUCUGCUGGUGGCAUGGGGACAUUUCACGCCCUGCUUAACUGUGUUGUCCAUGUGAUCAUGUACACUUACUACGGCUUGACUGCGUUGGGCCCCAAAUAUCAGAAGUACCUUUGGUGGAAGAAGCACCUGACUACUAUUCAGCUGAUCCAGUUUGUCAUAGUGACCAGCCACAUCUCUCAGUAUUUCUUCAUGAAGGACUGCAACUACCAGUUCCCCAUCUUUGUUUACAUCAUUGCUGCGUACGGCCUGAUUUUCCUGUUUCUCUUUCUCAACUUCUGGUACCACGCCUACACCAAGGGGAAGAGGCUGCCCAAAGUACUGCAGAAUCAGAAAUGGGAACACCACAGUAACGGGCUUAUGAAUGGAAACGCCAGUCAUGACAAAGAAGAGUGACUCGGGUUGCCCACAUUUAUGUAAGCAAAAUAUCAGAUUCAACUUCAGUUUGGACUGUAAUUUUUUUGUUUUUGUUUUGAUUUUGUUUUCUACCUGAAAUUGCAAAAGACAAUCCUUUGGACCAAAGCUAUAUUGAUGCAGUUAUCGACUCGAGCAAAAGGGUUUUAUCUUGUUUACAAUAGAGGUAAGCUCAGGUUCUGCUAUAGAAGUACCCAAAUAUCUCACUUUACUACUACAGUAUGGUUUUAAAAUAUUUCAAAACUCCACUAUUCACACGGCCUAUAGGGCUUCACCUAUUGUGAGACUGUGGGACCCUCAGCUGCACAGUAAAAGUGUCUAAUGCGAAGAUCAGUUAACUACUUUUUUCCUCUAGCAAAUGUAGCCAGCUGUUUUUAAAGUUAUGCACUGAAAAGCCAUCACCUGUCAAACCUUUUUAAGUGUCCAGGCCAUGCUUUUUUUUUUUCUGUAACAUUCACACCCACUUCUCUAUGGUUGAGUCACAACUGCUGCUGACGGUACAGAUUUUCAUUGAAAAAGUUCUUUAUACAGCAGAAUUAACAUCUAUGAUGCUUUGAUGUGACAGAGAUGCCAGAGAGGGCUGACCCACUGUCGGGUUCUUGUAGGAUCCAAAGCGGCGUUUGCUAGUUUUUACUAUAUACUAUAUAACACUUGCAGGAAUACGCACCAUUACACAGAUUCAUGAUCAAGCCAGAGACCAAACCGUGGCAUUUCCUUUGUAUUUUGCCUUUGUUGAACACCUUUGGCUAAUGAGGUCUUUAGGUGGCUGGUGUAGAGAAGAACCUUUUGGACUAAACGUCUGUAGUUUUGUGUGAGUUAUGAUCGUAAAGUGACUGUACAGCACCGCAUUGAGUUUGAUGUGAAAAGAGUUCCACAUUUUUGUAUUUGUUUUUUUUUGUUGUGCAAAUCCACAUUGACACUAAAAUGUAAACGUAUACAAAUUGGUGGGAGGUGAACCUUUUUAUAGUUCCUUUUCAGAGCCUUUGUUAUACAUAGUUAGGAUACUGUAAUACAUGAUGUGAAUUGAGAUGUUUAUAUAUUUUAUAUGUAUUUAUAUGAAAUUAAAUGAUCAAUGUACUUAAGUA